GUAAGACCAGAACAAAAUAACCUUCUUUAAAUGAUUUGUAAAUUAUCAAAAGAAAGAAUGAUUUGAAAUAGCACGAUUAUAUUUCCAAGUCAGUAUGAACUACGGUACCCACAAUUCAUAUCGAUAGUAAUCUCUUCCGGGGUUGAUAACCUUGCUAAGCUUUCAGGCGAAAGUCAGGUGGAUGCCAGCUGUGGAGAGCUGCCAUGCCCCUGGAGGUGAGAUGGCCGUUCCCACAGUGCCCCCUGCUGCCCUGGAGGAUCAGCAGCUCUCUGGUGAUGGGUAUGGUGGGAACCUACUCAUACUUCUGGACCAAGUAUAUGAACUACCUGUCAGUUCAUAACCAGGAUGUCCUGUUGGACCUUGUUGACCACCGGCCCCCAGACACGCCCCUUAUCACCCUGUCCAAUCACCAGUCCUGCAUGGACGACCCUCACAUCUGGGGGGUGCUGAGACUGAGACACUUGUGGAACUUCAAUAAGAUGCGCUGUUCUUGUAGAAUCACCAUCCUGGUGGGAAAACCCUUCAGAGUGCAUCACCUGGUGGAGGAACUGAAGGACGACAACAGGAGCCAGGUGGAGAUGAGGAAGGUCCUGACAGAUUUUGUCCAGGGGGAGUUUCGCAGCCUGAAGACCCAGGCAGAGGCCCUCCACUGUCAGGUCCACACCAGUACCUGAGGCCCAGGCUGUCAGGUCCACACCAGUACCUGAGGCCCAGGCUGUCAGGUCCACACCAGUACCUGAGGCCCAGGCUUCUGGUGGGACUCUACUGUGUCACAACCAUCAAGAUAACCACUUUUACUGAGGCACACACACACACACCCUCUCACUCCUGAUCCUGCAGCUGGUGCUAUAAGUGGCUGCUCUCCUCCAGACCUUCCCAUCCUGCAUUUGGCCGUCAUCUCAGUACAGUUCAGUUGCAAAAUCGAAUUUAAUAUUAAUUUUUUUUUUUUUUUUUCUCCUGGUUUUUGACAUUGACAGUUGGUCUCUGAUCAUGUCUCACCAGAUGCCACUCCCCCCUUUCUAUAUGUAUAUAAAUAAAUAUGAAUGUCUAUUUUAGCUCAAAGAAAGAUCACUUUUUAUGCAUUAAGGACUGAUUCAAGGUUCAGUAAAAAAAGGUGUGGUUGUUUUCUGAACAUAAAUUGCCUUGUUGGGGUCAACAUACUUUGCCAUAAAUCAGCCAAUAAAGUAUGGAUCUUUUCUACAUUCGAAA
Molecule: messenger RNA, 1209 nt
Organism: Osmerus eperlanus (European smelt)
Lineage: Eukaryota; Metazoa; Chordata; Actinopteri; Osmeriformes; Osmeridae
Gene: tafazzin
Product: tafazzin, phospholipid-lysophospholipid transacylase
Exons: 7
Coding region: 204-674 (156 amino acids)
Biological process (GO): inner mitochondrial membrane organization; cardiolipin acyl-chain remodeling
Cellular component (GO): mitochondrial membrane
Molecular function (GO): 1-acylglycerophosphocholine O-acyltransferase activity
Source: RefSeq, a predicted model, not a curated record